AUGACCAACGACGGUGACGAUGAUGAGCCGUGGCAACGGCCAACAAUGACAACAGUGAUGAUGAUGAUGACAGUGCCAGAUGAUGAAGAUGAUGACACCAAUGAUGAUGACAAUGACGGUGAAGACGAUACCAAUGAUGAUGACACUGAUGACGAUGACACCAAUGACGUUGACAAUGACACCAAUGACGAUGAUGACACCAAUGAUGGUGACAAUGACACCGAUGACGAUGAUGAUGACAAUGAUGUUGACAAUGACACCAAUGAUGACAAUGACACUGAUGAUGAUGACAAUGACGAUGAAGAAGACGACACCGAUGAUGACAAUGACGAUGACACCGAUGACGACAAUGAUGACAAUGACACUGAUGAUGACAAUGACACCGAUGACGAUGAUGACACCGAUGAUGUUGACAAUGACACCAAUGAUGACAAUGACACUGAUGAUGAUGACAAUGACGAUGAAGACAAUGACACCGAUGAUGAUGAUGACGAUGACACCGAUGAUGACAAUGAUGACAAUGACACUGAUGAUGAUGACAAUGACGAUGGAGACCAGGAUGACACCAAUGGUGAUGGUGAUGAUGACAAUGACAAUGAAGACAACAAUGACACUGAUGAUGAUGAUGAUGAUGAAGAUGACACCAAUGACGACGAUGAUGACAAUACCAGUGAAGACCAUGACGAUGAUGAUGAAGAUGACACCGACGAUGAUGAAAAUGACACCAAUGAUGGUGACGAUGAAGACGAUGCUGACACCAAUGACGACGAUGAUGACAAUGACGUUUCCCAGGAGCUGAAGGAGAAGAUGCGCGAGCUGCUGCCGCUGCUGCCGGUGCUGGAGCAGUACAAGGCGGACUCGCGGCUCAUCGUGCACCUCAAGGACGAGGUCCGGAAUCUUUCGGGAAUUCUCUUGGAAAUCCAGGAGGAGAUGGGCGCCUACGACUACGAGGAGCUGCAGCGGCGCGUGAAAAAAAUGGAGGUAUGGUACAUGGACGGCUACUACAAGGGCCGCCGCGUGCUGGAGUUCCGCAGCCUGGGCGACUUCGCCUCGGGCCAGAACUUCGUGCAGCACCUGCUGCCGCACCCCUGGGCCGGCACGGGCCACGUCGUCUUCAACGGCUCCUUGUACUACAACAAGUUCCAGAGCAACGUGGCCGUGCGCUACCACUUCCGCUCGCGCAGCGUCCUGGCGCAGCGCAGCCUGCCCGGCGCCGGCUACAACAACACCUUCCCCUACUCGUGGGGCGGCUUCUCGGACAUCGACUUCAUGGCGGACGAGAGCGGCCUCUGGGCGGUCUACGCCACCGAGCGCAACGCCGGCAACAUCGUGCUGAGCCGCGUGGACCCGCGCACGCUGGAGGUGCUGCGCACCUGGGACACCGGCUACCCCAAGCGCAGCGCCGGCGAGGCCUUCGUCAUCUGCGGCGUGCUCUACGUCACCAACUCGCACCUGGCGGGCGCCAAGGUCUACUUCGCCUUCCACACGGACACGGCGAGCUACGAGUACACCGACGUGCCCUUCCACAACCAGUACUCGCACAUCUCCAUGCUGGACUACAACCCCCGCGAGAGGAUGCUCUACACCUGGAACAACGGCCACCAGGUGCUCUACAACGUCACGCUCUUCCACGUGGUGGGCGCCGCCGGCGAGCUCUGA
Messenger RNA from Lonchura striata (white-rumped munia), 1659 nucleotides. The record is from RefSeq and is a predicted model, not a curated record. NCBI's taxonomy places the organism in Eukaryota, Metazoa, Chordata, Aves, Passeriformes, Estrildidae.